UGUGUGUGUCAUUCUGCCUUUGCUGAAGAUUGCGCCGUUUUAGUGUUUGUAAACUGACAGAAAAUAACUUUUGUGCAGUAAAGCUUUAAAUGACGUGGCUAAAGGAAGGAAAAAGCUUCGAGGCCUGACUUGAGCACUGCCUUUUGUAUGUCCAGGAGUUUCCAGUGUCAUGCACUCCAGGGCCUACCUACUGCUAGAGAAGGAAUACCAGGAGCUACGAGAGGCCAAUCUUUAUGGUAUACAUGCAGUGCCAGUCAAUGACAGCCUGUUUCAGUGGCUUGUGGAGAUCGAAGGCUUGAAAGAUUCACCAUGGGAAGGGGGCUCUCUUCAGCUGACACUCCAAUACAAUGAAGAUUACAAUGCUGCUCCCCCUAUAGUAAAAUUUACUACCAUUCCUUUUCAUCCAAACGUGGAUAAGCAUUCUGGGAGACCCUGUAUAAGCUUUCUGGAUAAUAAGGAGCUGUGGAAGACAGGCUUCACAAUGGCCACUGUCCUUCUGGCUGUGCAGGUCUUGCUGUCCAACCCAGUGACAGAGGAUGCUGUAAAUCUGGAGGCUGCUGAAAUGUGCAGGACCAACCCAUCAUUGUUCACAAAAGUGGUGCUGGACUGUGUCAGCAAGAGUAAGCGGAUCAAAGGUGAACCGGACCUUGGUCAAAUUUCUUCGCCUACUUUAUUUUCGAAAUACAUUGGAACUACUGAGCUAGACACAUGUGUGAAGAGUGUGUCUUUUGCAGACUACAUAAAGACAUGGUCUGGUAUUGCAACAUCAAAGGCCACACAGGAUCUAAGCAAUCCAGUUACUCAUUGUUCAGUCCAUCCAAGUCAGUCAGCUCUGCAUUAUGGUUUACAGGACAUGGGAGUGGCAGAAGAAAUGAAGGCACAGAAUACAGAGUUCAGUGCUCUUAUAUAUGGAUCACCUGUGAAACCCCAAAAAGUAGGCAUAGCAAAGGAUGAGAAGAUGGCGAGAGUGAAGAGAUUAACGAGGAUUCAUCUACAGACCAGAACACCAGACUCCUUUGGUUCGCCACAGGCAGUCAGCACUAGAAAAGCAAAGGAGCGAGAUAAUGAAGACCUCUGGGAGACAGAAGUGGACAAUCUAAUCGCAUGGACCAACACUCUCUGCUAUGCAGAAGACUAAAGGGGGACCAUCACGGGCUUAUUUAAGCACUGAGACAGACCGUUUGAUUAUUAUGUGAGACGAAAUGGAGAUAUUUUAUUUUAUUACUACAUCCAUCCAUUUUUGAAACUGCUUUGAGUAUUAAAGAAAUCAAAGAUGUGUCAGAAGGUACCUUAGUAAUACUGGGCAAAAAGAAGGAGGUAAUCUGAAGAUUGGGGAUGCCAAUCCAUUAGCCACGGGGCACACCACCUACUCCUUAAUUAUAUGUGAGGGAACAGGAGUACCUGGAAACAACUGACAGGAACACACGAGAAUAUUUAAGGCAGAGUGGUGGCUCUGAGGCUAGGGAUCUGCACUGGCAAUCGAAAGUUUGCUGGUUCGAA
Messenger RNA from Polypterus senegalus (gray bichir), 1500 nucleotides. Its product is annotated as ubiquitin-conjugating enzyme E2 U-like. NCBI's taxonomy places the organism in Eukaryota, Metazoa, Chordata, Cladistia, Polypteriformes, Polypteridae. Bases 170 to 1138 code for a protein of 322 amino acids. The record is from RefSeq and is a predicted model, not a curated record. The transcript has 11 exons.